CCAUUUCAUUAUUCCGUCUGUUCCCCAAUUUCACAGCCCCGCUCGAAGCACAGGCGGCGCGGGAGGCGAUAUCUAGGGUUUCCCCUCCGGUGAGGUUUGAAGGGGGCCGACGGUGAGGCGGUGGCUUAUCGCCGCUUCGUCGGUGGUGCUCCGACGUCAUGGCGCCCUCGCGACGCGUCGUUGGUGCUCCUCCGCCUGAAUACGGUCAGUACUCUUAUUCGAUUUGGUCGCUGGGGUUUUUAUCCGAGAGAGUUUUGAACCUGCUUGGUGGAGUUGGAGUUGCAAGUAACAACGGUUAUCCGAUUUGGUCGCUGCGGUUUUGAUCCGAAGUAACAAUUAGUUCGUAGAGUUGCCAAAUUUUAGGGUUUUCGUUAGGCGAUUUCUUAGACCUUUGUCUCUGCUUUGCUAGGAAGCGACGAUUUAUUUUCCGUUGAGAUGCGCCAUGGUGGUUUCUUCUGUGGCCAUGGCACGAACAAAACUUAUGUGGACGGGCGCACUGACUGGUUCGACAACUGUGAGACGGACAGUUGGUCUCCUUUGUGGGUUAAGGAUUUCGUGGAACAGCUAAGAUAUGAUACUGGAAAGUUUGAUGUGUAUUGACUGUUGCCUGGCAAGAAUUUGGAUGAUGGACUACGCAUCAUAGAUAGAGAUGCUGACACCCUUAGCAUGGCUUCAGUGGUGUCAAAGAUCAAGAAUUUCAUACUGUAUGUGCACCAGAAGGACUUAUUUGAUGACAUUGAGUUAGAUGACAUUUGCAUCAUUGGUUCUCCUGAACUGCCACCAGGGAUGAGCCCUAGGAAGCCUGACCACCUUCCAGCUUUUUAUGAUGAUGUGGUUGUAAGUCCAGGGAAGAAGAGAAGGGGCACCACUUCUGCAGUUGCAGGCUAGGGCAGCAGUAGGCCACAAAGGUGCACGAUUGAGAAGGUUGCAAUGCCAAAGCCAGCUGCAGUUCCAGUGGCAAAUCCAGUUCCACCGCAAGCACCAAUGUGGAUGCCAUUUUUUGGUCCAGAUGUUCAGGAUGGCAGUGACAGUGAGGAUAGCGACUUUGCUGGAGAUAUUGUAGACUCAGACAAUGAGGUUGGCAAGGAUGAUGAUGAUCUCUUUUAUGAGUGGGUUGAUCCAGAUGCAGAAAAUGUUGCUGCAGGGGGUAAGGUGAAGCUGCCUGUGCUGGGGAUAUUGUAGACUCAGACAAUGAGGUUGGCAAGGAUGAUGAUGGUCUCUUUUAUGAGUGGGUUGAUCCAGAUGCAGAAAAUGUUGCUGCAGGGGGUAAGGUGAAGCUGCCUGUUCAGGAUGACAAUGACAGUGACUAUGACACAGAUGAGUUAAAUCUACCAGAUUCUGAAUUUGAAGAUGACAAAGAGAGUGAUGAAGGAUCAGAAGCUGAAAAGGAUGAUGACAGCAAUUCAAAGAAAAAGAAAAAGAGGAAGAAGAAGAAGGUGAAGCUGAGAAGUUUCAGACCUGAGGACAUGCAAUUCCCCAAGUUUACAUUAGGGAUGGUAUUCUCAACUGUUGGUGACCUAAGGAAAGCAAUAACUGAAUACAUCAUUCAGAACAGGGUGCCAAUCAAGUAUGCCAAGAAUGACAAGCAAAGAGUCAGGGCUCAUGGUGCAAAUCAAGAAUCAGUUGAUGACCAGAUUCUACUCAAAGAACAAGGAAUGUGAGGAGUGGGCUGGCACAAUUUGCCCCAAAGUUAGGAAGAAAUUAGCAAAAUUAGAAGACUAGGCAAACAACUGCUUCUCAUUACCUGCUGGCAGGGGCAUUUUUCAGGUUACAGGAAAGACAGGGUAGUACAUUGUGGAUCUAUAUCAGAAUGAAUGCUCCUGCAGGAGGUGGCAGUUGACUGGCAUACCUUGCCACCACUCCAUCUCUUGUUUUAGGCAUGAGAGAAUAGUACCAGAGAGCAGGGUAUCAAACUGCUACAAUGUUGAUGCCUUCAAGUUAGCUUAUGCUGAGGUGAUCAUGCCAUGUAGAGACAAGAGAGAAUGGCAAAAGAUGGGAGGAUGCCACGUUGAACCACCUGUUUAUACCAAAGUGGUUGGCAGGCCAUCCCUGAAAAGAAAGAAGAACCCUUUAGAAGAGGAGGAGGAUAGAAGGAUGUCUAGGCAUGGGGCUGUUUCACAUUGCAGUGUGUUUCACUCAGUGCAGCAUAACAAAAGGAGAUGCCCAAAGCUUGGUCGAGGUCCAGUUCAAGAGGAAGCAACAGCAGCUGAAGAGGAACCAACACCAGCUGAACCUGAAGUGGAACCAAUUCCAGCUAGGGCUACAAGACACAGGAAGCUACCUGUUAGGAGGAAUGUCAUAAUUCAUGAGGAGCCAUUAACUCAGGAAUCUGGAGUGUCAAGUGUGGGACAUAAUGUUGGAGGAAGUCAGCAGAGUACUCAGAGAUCAAUGUUGUAUGCACUGAUGGAAGAAGCUGCAACCACACAGGUAUCACAGGGCCCUCUGCCUGAGUCUAGCUUCAUUGCUAGGAACAGAGAUGCUUUGCCUACAGCAAGAGCUACCACUGCUACUGUUAAUCUUGUAGCUGGUGCAAAGAAGAGGAGGGCAACUGUAAAAAAGAGCAAGGCAGCUGCUGCAAAGGCUAAGGCACCUGAAGGAAAGGGUAAGGCAGGCGCUGCUAAGGCUAAGGCACCUGAAGGAAAGGGUAAGGCAACUACUGGGAAGAAGAAGUGAUGUGUGCAUUUUGGACAGGAGCUAUAUGUGUGCAUUUUGGACAGAUGACAGUGUUUGUAUUUUGGAUAGACACCUUUAGGUUUAGUUGCUGCUAGUAAACCACAUGCAUGAAAUAUGUUGCUGUGUGUUUGAAAGAUCUAUUGUAAUAGAUACAAACCUUCUAUGGUGCUAGCUUAUUUGGUACUGUAAAGACUAAUGUCAUGGAUUCCUGGAGCCUGACUAUUUACUACCGUGAUGUCAUGGAUUCUGUCAUGUUUCAUCUUGACUGUGUUUGAAGGAGCCUGACUAUGCAUGAAAUA
Molecule: messenger RNA, 2972 nt
Organism: Brachypodium distachyon (stiff brome)
Lineage: Eukaryota; Viridiplantae; Streptophyta; Magnoliopsida; Poales; Poaceae
Exons: 3
Coding region: 1960-2673 (237 amino acids)
Source: RefSeq, a predicted model, not a curated record